UUUGUGAGAGUAUUAAUGGAGUUGAUGAGCUCUCUUCCAAAAGGAGAACUCUCUCUUUCUAUCUCCUUAACUACAGAAGAGAGAGAGAGAGAGAAAGCAUAAUCAAACGGACGACGGAAGGAAAGAAACAGAGCAAGCCGAAAUCCAGUGAAAUGCAGCCUCGAAGCAGAGAGAUGCAGGCGAUGAGUUCGUUCUUAAAUCAACAAUCGCAGCAGAUGUCUAUGCAAGACCAGCAAAAUACUGGAAACAGUCUAAUGAACUCUCAGUUCGAUCCUUCUUCGUCUAACGACGAUUUCCUAGAGCAAAUGUUUUCUUCAAUUGGCUCUUCUUCCUGUUCGUGGCCAGAUGUUAUGGGAACUGCAAACCCUAAGUUACCGCCGUGGGACUUGUCGUCUCCUUCAAUCGACUCUCAGAAAUCACGAGACCUAGCGGUUGACGAGUUGAAUCAGGAGAAUGUUCAGCAGUUGCAAUUCGAUGAUCAGUCGGUUAUGCUCUCAUCGAAAUUCCGCCAGCAUCAAAUCAGCGGCGGUUCUGCCAAGGCAUUGCUUCUUAGGCAGCAGUUAUCAUCGAUGCAAUCGAGAUGUGUUGGCGGAAAUGGUUCAAUAGCUGAUGAAACUGGACUGAUUCACUUGCCUCUUAGUUUGGGAGGCGGAAACGACGUCCUCUCUGCUCAUAAUAAUCCUAGUGGAAAUGUUUCAGUUCAAAAUCUGUAUAAUGGAUACGCCGGAUCUCUUCUCGGUUCAGGUCAAACAUCAAAUCAGUUUCAUCAACCUCAGGAUUUUGGAGCAGCCGCGGCGGCUGCUGCUGCUGUGAUGAACUCGUCAGCAGCAGCUCCUUCAAUUAGCUCUGCCGGAGGAGGAGGAAACCCUGGACAACCUAGACAGAGAGUUAGGGCUAGAAGAGGCCAAGCAACAGAUCCUCACAGCAUAGCUGAAAGAUUACGUAGAGAAAGGAUUGCAGAGAGGAUGAAGGCCUUGCAAGAACUUGUUCCAAAUGGCAAUAAGUCUGAUAAGGCAUCAAUGCUAGAUGAGAUCAUCGAUUAUGUGAAAUUCCUCCAGCUCCAAGUCAAAGUCCUUAGCAUGAGCCGACUUGGUGGUGCUACGGGGGCGGUGGUUGCGCCCAUUGUCGCCGAUAACUCAUCAGAGGCAGCAGCAAGGGGUGGUGGUACUAGUAGUAUUAAUGGUGGGCCGUCGUCGUCAACUAACGACAGUGUGACGGUAACGGAGAAUAGGGUGGCGAAGCUAAUGGAAGAAGACAUGGGGUCGGCCAUGCAAUACCUACAAGGGAAGGGACUCUGUCUCAUGCCCAUAUCUCUAGCCACCGCCAUCUCCACCGCCACGUGUCACUCUAGGAAUCCCCUUCCGCCACCGCCCACCACCAACGCCGCCGCCGGAGCUGCUGCUGCUGCUGCUGCUGCUGCUGCCGGCCCCUCAUCCCCCAACACUCCUUCAACAAUGAAUAACCUUCUUCAUCGCUAAUAAUUAAUUAUUAUUAAUUCCUACUCCAAACUGAACCCCCGGUAAUAUUAUUAUAAUAGAUUAGAUGACCUUCCUAACCCGACCCGACCCGUUUGUGUCUGGUGGUAAAAGGGUAAAGAAAAAAUGAAAAAUGACAAAUAAGGUUCCAUUUUCAACUGUUUUGAUACGACACCACCUUAUGUACGUAGAAUUUGGCUUCACCUAGAUUAUUAUUAUUAUUAUUAUUCUCUUUUUGGCUGCUUAAUAUAUUUUACCUAUCUACCCUGUUUCUUUCUUUUU
Molecule: messenger RNA, 1757 nt
Organism: Impatiens glandulifera
Lineage: Eukaryota; Viridiplantae; Streptophyta; Magnoliopsida; Ericales; Balsaminaceae
Product: bHLH transcription factor RHL1
Exons: 8
Coding region: 153-1478 (441 amino acids)
Biological process (GO): regulation of transcription by RNA polymerase II
Cellular component (GO): nucleus
Molecular function (GO): RNA polymerase II cis-regulatory region sequence-specific DNA binding; DNA-binding transcription factor activity, RNA polymerase II-specific; protein dimerization activity
Source: RefSeq, a predicted model, not a curated record